AUGGCAAGUUUGUUGAGCACCUCUCUGCCCAGCUGCCUCCCCUCCCUCCUCCUCGUCCUCCUCCAGCUGUCUUCCAGCUCUGCAGGACAGUUCAGAGUAAUAGGACCAGGGCACCCCAUCCGGGCACUGGUGGGGGACGAAGUGGAAUUGCCAUGUCGCAUCUUGCCUGGAAAGAAUGCUACAGGCAUGGAGGUGGGAUGGUACCGGCCCCCCUUCUCCAGGGUGGUUCAUCUCUACCGAAAUGGCAAGGACCAAGAUGAAGAGCAGGCGCCUGAAUACCGGGGCCGGACAGAGCUGCUGAAAGAGACUAUCGGGGAGGGGAAGGUGACCCUCAGGAUCCGGCAUGUAAGGUUCUCAGAUGAAGGAGGUUUCACCUGCUUCUUCCGAGAUCAUUCUUACCAAGAGGAGGCAGCGAUGGAAUUGAAAGUGGAAGAUCCCUUCUACUGGAUCAACCCCGGCGUGCUGGUUCUCAUCGCGGUUCUGCCUGUGCUCCUCCUGCAGAUCACCGUGGGCGUCUUCCUCUGCCUGCAGCGCAGACUGAGAGGAAAACUUCGAGCAGAGAUCGAGAACCUCCACCGGACUUUUGAUCCCCACUUUCUGAGAGUGCCCUGCUGGAAGAUAACCCUGUUUGUGAUCGUGCCAGUUCUCGGACCCCUGGUGGCCUUGAUCAUCUGCUACAACUGGCUCCACCGCAGACUAGCAGGGCAAUUUCUUGAAGAGCUAAG
Sus scrofa (pig) is the source of this 725-nucleotide messenger RNA. It is a transcript of the gene MOG, whose product is annotated as myelin oligodendrocyte glycoprotein. The record is from RefSeq and is marked provisional. Gene Ontology annotation, cellular component: external side of plasma membrane. Gene Ontology annotation, molecular function: signaling receptor binding. Gene Ontology annotation, biological process: T cell receptor signaling pathway; regulation of cytokine production. NCBI's taxonomy places the organism in Eukaryota, Metazoa, Chordata, Mammalia, Artiodactyla, Suidae.